AGCAACGGUGAGCAGCGUGAGCAGGCAGCAUUUGCAGCUGAAAGCCAGCUGUGUUGUGUUUCGCGAGAACGCUAUGUAGCCGCUUGGCUCUCGAGGGCCGUAUGGUUUUGAUUCUAAAGCUUCGAUCUGUGCCCAAGCUGCCGCCAAAGCGUUCAACCCGAAGCCAUGGCGUCGGUGAAGGUUGCCGUUCGCGCCAGACCCUUCAACCAAAGGGAGAUCAACAUGGAAAGCGGCGAAAUCAUUCAGAUGGAUGGGAACAAGACAACCAUCUUAAACUUGAAGGUGACUGCACAACAGGCCGGUAGCGAAGAACUGGGGAGAGAAAGGGUGAAGGAGUUCACCUUUGAUUACUCAUACUGGUCAGUGAACCAGAAGGAUCCUCACUUCGUGACUCAAGAACAGGUUUUUCAAGACUUGGGUCAAGAAGUGGUGGAUAAUGCAUUUGAAGGCUACAACGCUUGCAUUUUUGCCUAUGGCCAGACCGGCUCCGGCAAGACGUUCACAAUGAUGGGAUCCCCGGACAGCGAGGGACUUAUACCACGUAUAUGUCAGGCGAUGUACACAAGAAUGAAGUUGAGUCAGAAUUCUGGAACCACAUUCCGCACUGAAGUCAGUUACCUUGAGAUCUACAAUGAAAAGGUAAAGGACCUGCUCAAACGGGAAAGCACCCAACACAACCUCAGGGUGAGGGAACACCCGAAACUCGGACCCUACGUGCAGGACUUGUCCCGCCAUCUCGUCAUGGACUACUCUGACGUGCAGGAAUUGAUGGCACGGGGAAACGCUCACAGAACGACUGCGUCAACGGCCAUGAACGAUACCAGCAGUAGGUCGCACGCCAUCUUCACUCUCAACUUCACCCAGGCCAAGUUUGUCCGGGAUCUGCCCAGCGAGACCGUCAGUAAAGUCAACCUGGUUGAUCUUGCUGGCAGCGAGCGUGCAGAUUCCACCAAGGCAACUGGCCAGCGGUUAAAAGAAGGUGGUCACAUCAACAAGUCCCUGGUCACACUGGGCACGGUCAUCUCUGCUCUGGCUGAGCUGUCCACCAGUCACUCCAAGAAGCGUGUGUUCAUCCCUUACCGAGACUCGGUGCUCACUUGGCUGCUUAGAGACAGUCUCGGUGGAAAUUCAAAAACCAUCAUGAUUGCCACAAUUUCACCGGCGGAGUGCAACUAUGGCGAAACGCUGAGCACGUUGCGCUAUGCAAAUCGAGCCAAGAACAUCAUCAACAAGCCUACCAUUAACGAGGAUGCUAAUGUCAAGCUCAUCAAAGAGCUACGGGAAGAAAUAGCCCGUUUGAAAUCCAAGGUUGGAAUCGAUGAUGGUAGCACCUUGGUUAUGGAGAAACUUCAGGAGAAUGAAGCCAGGGUGAAAUUCCUGACUGAGGAGUGGACGGAAAAGUGGAAGGAAACCCACAAGAUUUUAAAGGAGCAAAAGACCCUCGGGCUGCGGAUGUCCGGUCAAGGCGUGGUUCUGGAUUCCGAGCGGCCACACCUGAUUGGCCUCGGUGACGAUCUGCUCAGUACCGGAGUGGUCCUCUAUCACCUAAAGGAUGGCAUAACGAACAUUGGGACCGAGAAAGCAGCCAUCAAGCAAGACAUUGUGUUGUCUGGCAGCGGUAUCCAGGACGAACAUUGUGCCAUUGAGUUGGUGGAUGGUGGCGCCACCCUGUCGCCGAAUCCCGGCUCCGAGUGUUACAUCAACACCCUUCCCAUCGAUAAGCCCACCAGACUCACCCAGGGUUGCGUAGUUCUACUGGGGUCGACCAACGUGUUCCGCUACAACGAUCCCGCCGAAGUGCAUAAACUGAGGAAGGAAAAGGAGCGCCGAUCAACGGUGAAUCUGUCCCACCUCUCAUUCCUGAGCCGUUCGGCCUGUGACAUGACGAAGAGCACCGAGAGCAUCUGGGGAAGCGGGUUUGAGCCACAGGAUGAUGCUGGUGACAACAAGGCGGAGGAUGCAAGAAACCAUUCCGAGCACGUUGCAAACCACGUGGGGGAGGAGACGAGCGCCCACUGGAGGAAGGAGCAGGAGAAUGUGGAGAAGCAGCUGUGCAUCAAGAGGGAGGAGCUAAGGCAGCUCAAGCAGGAGACCGAGACCCUCAAGAAGAUGGCCGACGAGGCUCACAAACGUGCAGAGGAGGAGCAAGCCAAAUUGGAAACGGUCACGGAAGAACUACGCAGACAUCUGGAGCAACAAGUCAGUCAGGAAAAGGGUUCUACAUCAAGGAUUAUUCAGCUUCAGCAAGAACUACGCUACCUGACGGCAAAGGAACAGGAAGUUCGCGAGAAUUUUGAACAACUCAAGAACAGACUUCAGCAGGAACGUGUAUUUGUGCUGAGCAAGAUGGAAACGGAGCAGUCUCGGCUCUACGACGAGAUCAAGAGUCUCGAAAUGAAGGAACUGGACCUGAAAGAGGCCAUUGCUCUGCACCGCAAUGAGCUGCUCAGGGUUGAGGAGGAAGUGAGCGCAAAAAAGGAAGAACUCUCCACUCAGACGAGUCUCCUCCAAGGGGAGAUCGACCUGCUGAGGGGGGAGCUGGACAUCUCGGCCACGCAGGCGUCGGAAAACUGGCGCUCCCUGCUGUCGCUCAUCUCGGGAGCACAGGCAGACCUCCCGUUGCCUCGGUGCACGGCACAGCUGGAGCGGAUCGUGGAGAGCAUCCGCCAGCAGCUGGCAGACAAGAAGCACGCCCAGCUGGCAGAAAUCCACGACGAGCGGCAGAGCAUCGCCGGCCAGAUCGAGGCGCUCGGGGAGAAGCAGAAGCUGCUCAGGAGCUUCGCAGAGGAGUCGGAGGAGGCGCCCGCCGACAAGGCGUCGGACAAGGAGUCUUGGGACAAGGACUCCUCGGACAAGGACUCUGAGGGGGAGGAGGUGAGCACUGUGGUGAAGGGGCGCCUGGCCUUUGUGGACGAGGAAGUGCGCAAGCUGCGGGAGGAGGAGAGCUCGCUUGGCCGCAAGGAGGAAGAUGUGGAGGUGGGCUGGAGGCACAACCUGGACACACUGGACUCUCUGCUGCCCCUGCUCGAGUCCAUGGUCGAGGACCUGGACAAGCUGGAAGGCUGCAUCUUGGAAAAGGAGCAGGAGGUGGCGGAAGUGGAGUCCUCCAUCCACCAGAGGGACUGCACGCUGAGGGAUAUGGCAAGUGAGGAGAAGGCGCUGGAGGAACAGCUGCGGAAGGUCGAGGAGCGCAAGGCGGACGCCGACGGGGAGCGCCAGGGGCUGCGGACGUCCCUCAACAGCCUCGACGACAAGGUGCUGCUCCUCAGCCAGCAGGAGAAAGACAUCCUGGCCACCCUGGGCGAGCAGAGGCACAGGCUGCAGGAAGAACUUUCAACGCUUAGCAAUGGCAACGACUUCCCCGACGUUCUGGAGGCGAACUGCAGCGGAGCCACGUCACCUUCCAUACAGAACGACUCUUAUGCGCUCUUCCGGCCCGACGACCUUGGGCCCCUAACCUCCUCUCCCAUUGGGUCCAGCAAGUCUGAAAGACUCCACCAUAGCAACUGGGAUCUUCGAGGGCUUGAGGAGAAGUUCCUCGUGGUUGAAAAGGAGCUCGAAACGCGGCGAAAAGCGUUUGAGGCCGAGAUGGACGAGGAAGGCAACGAUGCCUACCUGGGACAACUCAAGGAGAUGGAGAUCAGACACCAGGAACAGUUGCUGGACCUGAUAAAGAGAAAGGCCGACAAGCUGAAGAGGCAAAAUGUGGGACUCCUUCAUUCGUCGUACUUAAACAACUCGGUCAGUUCUGGCAGACAUCAGCACAUGACUUCCCGAUCGCUGCCAAUCCUCCCAACACAUCCACACUUCGGCGUGGAACUUGGCACCGAGGAGUGCCCGAUCCGCAUCUCCAUACCCUCGUACACGUUGAGGGGUAGUGGAUCUAACGCACACAUAGAGUAUGAGGUGAAGGUUGUUGUCAUGGACGACAGCUGGACGUUAUACCGGAGGUACAAACGCUUCAGGGAACUGCAUGACUACAUGAAGCUCAAGUACAGAAACAAGGUUUCCUUGCCCUAUUUUCCGCCGAAAAUACUCUUUGGAAAUAAAUCGCAAAGACUAGUGGAAGAGCGGCGAAGAAUGCUGGAGGUGUACCUGAUUGAACUGGUGAACGUCUGUCGACGGGACCUUACCUGCCCGUUGCACCGGUCGGUGCAAGGGCUGUGCAAGCAGCACAUGUGGGAGUUUGCACCAUUCUUCCGAAAGGGCUGCUUCGAGACCAGCAAGCACAGCACGGGAUGAUGCUGUCCGUUUUUACACACCUGCUUCCCAUUGUUUGCGGUUGUUUUUUUAUGCUGCUGCAGACAGCACAACUGUUUGUUGUCCCAUCCCUCCCAUGUUAUUUUAUGAGAGGGACCCGAUGUAUCAUAAUUCUAUGCAUGCAUGCCUGAAUGGAGACUGCAUGUGGCUGAGGUGCAAAGGGAACGGGCUUAAAGGCCAACAUACACCUCAUGCUUUACACUUUUGCUUGCUUCCUUUUUCCUCUCACACCCUCUUCCUCCUUUGUCACUCGUCUUUCUAAUAUUUCUUUGGUCGGAUGUAACUGGCAAUCCUGAUUCAUUGUUUAUAAGAACCUGAAUUCAGGUUCACCCUUGGUCCAGCGUACGUUGAGAGUUGAUCUGGAUCCAGAUUCAUCUUUGAUCCAGUUGAGAUUCAUGGUUGAUAUCAAUCCUGAUAGUACAGAUCAACUUAUGAUGUGGAGUUUGUCUGGUCUAAGUUUAUUUUUGACACAGGCUGAAUUGAGAGUUGAUUUGAAUUCAGAUUCAUCUUUGAUCCAGGCAAGAUCCAGAGUUGAUCUGGGUCUCAAUACAGACCAACUUUUGACCUGGAUCCACAUGCACCUUUGGUGCAGGCUGGAUCCAGAUUUGAUCUGAAUCUAGAUUUACUUUUGAUCCAGACCAGAUCCAGAUUUGAUCUGAAUCCAGAUUUACUUUUGAUCCAGGCUAAGUCCUGAGCAGAUCUAGAUCUCAUUGCAAAUCAAAUUUUGAUUCAGAAUCGGUGUAGACCCAAUCCUCCUCUGAUCCAGGCUAGACCCAGAAUUUUCUUGGUCCCAAUAGAGAUCAACUUUGGAUCCAGACUCUAUUUGGUUUAGGGCUAUCCUGAUCAACUCUAGGUUCCCUCAAAGUUUAAUUUAUGUGUUCCUUUAUUCUUUCUUUUGCCACCACCUUCACAGUUUUGGGAGAGGAGGCGGCCGGAAUGGUCUUGCUUGCAAAAAAAUUUAAGGUGUACAUUGGCCUUUAAGUGCGGUGCUUUUUUUUUUAUUCGUAGGCAGGGGUUGUAUUUAUGAAAGUUGUGCCUGAGAGAGUAUCCCUCUGCAAUGCAUGAGGGUUGAAUUUGCACACAGGGUUGAUUACUGUUUUUUCAAGAUCCAGUUUGCACUGGGAUUGACGAGAACGCUGUUCAAGGGUUUUGUUCAAGACAUCUAGUUAUUCAAAUGCUUGGCUUCCCAUCAGAUGGUGCCGGGCUUGUUACAGUUGACUGUUUUUCUCUGCCCGAGCUCGGUGUAUUUUUGUUCUCAACAUCUUCAACCCUUCCUUUUACCAUGACAGUGUAUUCUUGCUGGUCUGUUCGUUGAAAAAUUGGGCAGAAUCAGUCUAAACAUCAGUACCAAAUUUUGCACUCCAUAAACAUGUAUGCAAAAGUGCUAUUGUGAUAAAUAAGGCAUCACUUGGGGAUGUGUUCGUUAUCCCUGUGGAGCACGCUUGCCGGUUAUUGUGCUCAAAUAUUUGCAACAAAAACAAGUCGCUGUACAUUUUCUGCAGAACGAUCGCCUCAAAGCCCACCAGAAAAAGAAAAGGAAGCGCAGUUUUUAAGGUAGUUCUUAAUAUGACAAAAAAUUUAUUGAGCUCUGGGAAAACUUGUGCAAGACCUUGACAACGAAAAUUUAUUAUUCAUUUUUUGCUGUGCAACUUUUUUUUUAUGGACUGUUCUUGAAGCUGAGCUGGCAGCAAAAGCAAUGCAAUGGACUUCAUCACUGUGCGUAGCAAUACUGGGUGUGCCUCUAGAAAUGAUGCAUAGAACUUGAUCAUAUCGGAACAUGCGUGCCUUACGUCGGAAGGGUGCCCAGUAAUGAAAUAAUUAAUUUGAGCCUUAGGUAAGAGUGGGACGCUUCCUAUGGAAUUGUCUUGUUUUAUUGCUUUGCUGGUAUUUUAGUUGGCAGUUGUCACUGCGCACAUGAUGUGAUCCUCAUACUUCGCACAAUCUUCGAGAUUAUAUGUGUAAAUGACAGCGCUCGAAGAGUGUGAUAAUUUAAUAAGGCUUGGCCGCAUCACGUACUCAAUAGAUCCCUUUCGAAAGAGUGCGCCAUCUAACAGCUGCUGCGCUGUUUAUCCGUAUCUUCCAUUGUUUGGGCUGACACAACUCUGAACGUAUAUUGGACACGAGGGUUUCAUCAGCGUUCGGCGUGAACUCUCGUCCAGUCAAACGCUUCGUACCCAAAAUAUGGCAACUAAAAUGUUGCUUGAUGAAAUUUUGAAAAGGGUCUGUUACAGUACCGAAAACCGCUCAUUGUUUGGUGUUCUGCUUCGACACAAUUGGUCAAGUUGAAGCGCCGAUGGUUUUAGUAUUUUUGUUCUUUGUUUCUUCAAGCGUGUACAUAUGGAUGAUAGAGAUUAGACUUGCUCAAGUGUACUAUAGAAUUGCUCGUGGUUAGGUAACUUUUUUUUUUUUUACACGCACAGAGAUUUGAGUUGGGGAGUGUUUAGCCAACCUCACAUGAUCUGAGUUAUUUAUCUUGACUGCAUUUCACUCGACCGUUUCUUACUGAAUGGUCAAUAAAUGUUUAUUGUUUGCACAUA
Ixodes scapularis (black-legged tick) is the source of this 6797-nucleotide messenger RNA. RefSeq names its product kinesin-like protein KIF16B (gene Klp98A). The record is from RefSeq and is a predicted model, not a curated record. Bases 166 to 4242 code for a protein of 1358 amino acids. The transcript is spliced from 37 exons. Gene Ontology annotation, biological process: microtubule-based movement. NCBI's taxonomy places the organism in Eukaryota, Metazoa, Arthropoda, Arachnida, Ixodida, Ixodidae. Gene Ontology annotation, molecular function: ATP binding; microtubule binding; microtubule motor activity.